AUGAAUAUUUUCCCACCCAUCUCGUUCCUUCCUUCUUUCUUUCUUUCUUUUCUUUCUUUCUUUUCUUUCUUUUCUUUCUUUCUUUCUUUCUUUUCACGAAGGUUUCCUGACCCAUUUCAUUCUUUUCUUUUCAUUCUUCUUUCUUCGCGUUUCCCUUCCCUCCUUCUUUUCUUUCUUUCUUUCUUUCUUUUCCCCCACGAAGGUUUCCCGACCCAUUUCAUUCUUUUCCUUUCAUUCUUCUUUCUUCGUGAACAUUUUCCCUCCCAUCUCAUUCUUUCUUUCUUUCUUUCUUUCUUUCUUUCUUUCUUUCUAGUACGUUUUGCUUACCAUCUCAUUCCUUUCUUUCUUUCUUUCUUUCUUUCUUUUCUUUCUUUCUUUCUUUGCAGGCGUUCCCUUUCUUUCUUCUUUCUUUCUUUCUUUCUUUUCCCACGAAGGCGUUUCCUUCCCACUUCUUUCUUUUUUUCUUUCUUUCUUUCUUUCUUUUUUCUUUCUUUCUUUUUUCUUUCUUUCUUUUCCCAUGAAGGUUUCCCGACCCAUUUCUAUUCUUUUUCCUUUCAUUCUUCUUUCUUCAUGAAUAUUUUCCUCCCAUCUCGUUCCUUCCUUCUUUCUUUUUCUUUCUUUCUUUCUUUUUUCUUUCUUUCUUUCUUUCUUUUCCCCACGAAGGUUUCCCGACCCAUUUCAUUCUUUUCCUUUCAUUCUUCUUUCUUCGUGAACAUUUUCCCUCCCAUCUCGUUCCUUCCUUCUUUCUUUCUUUCUUUCUCUUCUUCUACAUAUUAUCAUUCACUUAUUCUCUCCACCUUUUUGCCAAACUCUCCUCACCUUUUGCGUAAUUUCAGGGACGACACUCGUUUUUCCCCCCUCCCGGUAAUUAAAAACAAAAGAAAAACUUAG
Molecule: messenger RNA, 891 nt
Organism: Acanthosepion pharaonis
Lineage: Eukaryota; Metazoa; Mollusca; Cephalopoda; Sepiida; Sepiidae
Source: the annotation of a GenBank genome assembly